Molecule: messenger RNA, 4281 nt
Organism: Penicillium verhagenii
Lineage: Eukaryota; Fungi; Ascomycota; Eurotiomycetes; Eurotiales; Aspergillaceae
Gene: pmcA
Product: putative P-type calcium ATPase
Exons: 2
Coding region: 1-4281 (1426 amino acids)
Biological process (GO): intracellular calcium ion homeostasis; calcium ion transmembrane transport
Cellular component (GO): membrane; intracellular membrane-bounded organelle
Molecular function (GO): P-type calcium transporter activity; ATP binding; ATP hydrolysis activity
Source: RefSeq, a predicted model, not a curated record
AUGUCCGAGUCGCAUCCCUAUGGCGACGAGCCUGGCCAACAGGGCGUGACACCCCUGCGCAGAGAACGAGCACCUACAAUCACAAUCGAUACAUCCGCCGUGAAUUCGCCCGACAUCAGUGAACCCCCAGUUCAAAUACUCUCUAGUCCGCCUCAGCCAACGGUCAAGCUCUCCACCGAUCUCGUCGAAUCCGACACACACGCCCUCAGCAGUGCGAGCAAUGCCUCCCCAACCGAUUUGCGGUCCAGCGCAUCCAUCCGCUCCAAUGCCUCUUCCGAAGGCCGAGAUCGCGAACGAGAAGACCGCCCAACAUCCCCUCAUAAUAUUUCAUCUCACAAGGCCAAGCCCUCCGAGGCCCAUUCGAACUAUCUGUCCGUCCCUGGAACACGGUCUCGCGGCAACUCCUUGGAGUCAGAGGAUACCAGCCAGUCAUUAAGCACCUAUGGCGGAGAUACAUACGUGCCCACCGCGUCUCACAGCUCGCGGUCUGAUCUUAAUAAGAACCACCAUAACGUCGACGACGAGGAUGCCCUUACCCCGGACCCAGGCCGAGAAGAGGAGUUCCAGGUGGAAAAUAAUAAAUUUGCCUUUUCUCCCGGGCAGUUGAAUAAGCUGCUCAAUCCCAAGAGUUUCGCUGCGUUUCGUGCACUUGGUGGAAUGCGCGGUCUGGAAAAGGGGUUACGCACGAAUGUACAAAGCGGCCUGAGCGUGGACGAAACGACGCUUGACGGAGCUGUGAGCUUCGAGGAAGCUACCACCACCAGUGCUACGACCAAGGCCUCCUCUCCGAUAGACUCCCCGCCCGGCACAGGGGCAAUCGUUACCGAGUCAGACCAGUCCUUUGGAGAUCGACGACGCGUAUACGGGACUAAUAUAUUACCGGAGAGAAAACUCAAGACAAUUUGGGAAUUGGCUUGGAUAGCAUACAACGACAAGGUACUCAUUCUACUGACAAUUGCCGCUGUCAUAUCUCUUGCUGUCGGCAUUCCUCAGUCUCUACACCCUGCCAAUGGAGAACCAGGCGUGGAAUGGGUCGAGGGUUUGGCAAUUCUGAUUGCCAUCAUCAUUGUGGUCGUGGUUGGAGCGGCCAAUGAUUGGCAGAAAGAACGACAAUUUGCGAAGCUCAAUAAGAAAAAGGAAAACAGACUAGUGAAGGUUAUUCGGUCCGGCCAGACAGCUGAACUCUCAAUCCAUGACCUUGUUGUUGGAGAUGUCAUGCACAUCGAGCCAGGUGAUAUGGUCCCCGUGGAUGGCAUUUUGAUCGCUGGCCAUGACGUGAAAUGUGAUGAAUCUUCGGCUACUGGCGAGUCGGAUAUUAUGCGAAAAACUCCUGCCGAUGAAGUCUAUCGGGCGAUUGAACACCACGAAGAUUUGAAAAAGAUGGACCCGUUCAUCAUUUCGGGCGCAAAGGUCUCCGAGGGCUUGGGUACAUUCCUGGUCACUGCGACAGGUGUAAAUACCACCCAUGGUCGAACAUUGAUGUCCCUUCAAGAGGAAGGUGAGACGACUCCUUUGCAAACCAAGCUCAACAAGCUGGCUGAAUUGAUUGCCAAGCUUGGUCUGGCAUCUGGUUUGCUGUUGUUUGUCGUGCUUUUCAUCAAGUUCCUUGUUAGAUUGAAGGACGUCGAUGGCGGUGCAUCCGCCAAGGGCCAGGACUUCCUCCAAAUUUUCAUUGUUGCCGUGACUAUUGUUGUCGUUGCAGUUCCCGAGGGUUUACCGCUGGCGGUGACACUCGCUCUGGCGUUUGCGACAACGAGAAUGAUUAAAGAUAACAAUCUGGUUCGUUUCCUCAAGGCUUGCGAGACAAUGGGUAACGCUACGACUAUCUGCGCCGACAAGACUGGAACUCUUACCGAAAACAAAAUGUCAGCUGUUUCUGCCACAAUCGGCACAACCUCUCGUUUUGGAGAUAAACCGUCAGGCCCUUCAUCGGAACAAUAUGAAGAUGUCUCAGCUGCCGAGUUCGUUAAAGCACUUUCGCCCUCCGUUAAGGAUCUCCUUCUCAAGCACAUCGUCUUGAACUCAACUGCCUUCGAAGGAGAGCAGGAAGGUGUCAAACAAUUUAUUGGAUCCAAGACCGAGACCGCGCUGCUGUCGUUUGCGCGUGAACAUCUUGGAAUGGGACCUCCUGCUGAGGGUCGUGCUAGUGCGAAGCUUGCGCAGAUGUUCCCCUUUGAUUCUAGUCGCAAGUGCAUGGCUGUUGUGGUUCAACUAGAGAACGGAAAAUAUCGUAUGCUGGUCAAGGGUGCUGCUGAGAUUCUGAUGUCCAAGUCAACCCGAAUUAUUCGUGAUCCCACUGCUGAGUUAUCUGAAGUACCCAUUACCGAGGAUAACCGUAAUACCUUGGAUACCAUAAUGUCGAGUUACACAUCUCGCUCAUUGCGGUGUAUCGCCCUUGUGUACCGGGACUUUGAACAGUGGCCUCCUCGUGGAGCAGCAACCCAGGAAAACGAUCGGAACAUGGCUGUUUUUGAGUCUGUUUUCAAGGACAUGUCUAUUUUCGGUUUGUUUGGUAUUCAGGAUCCGGUCCGACAGGGCGUUGCGGAAGCUGUUCAUACUUGCCAACGUGCUGGUGUCUUUGUGCGCAUGGUGACUGGUGACAACAUCAAUACGGCCAAAGCCAUUGCCCAGGAGUGCGGUAUCUACACCCCCGGUGGUAUUGCUAUUGAAGGUCCUCAAUUCCGCAAGUUGAGCUCGAAACAAAUGAAUCAAAUCAUCCCGAGAUUGCAGGUUAUUGCAAGAUCCAGUCCUGACGACAAGAAGCUCCUGGUCAACCAACUCAAGAAGUUAGGUGAAACCGUGGCUGUGACUGGUGACGGUACCAAUGAUGCCCAGGCACUCAAGAACGCUGAUGUCGGUUUCGCGAUGGGCGUCACAGGAACUGAAGUUGCCAAGGAAGCUUCGGACAUUAUCUUGAUGGAUGAUAACUUUGCGUCCAUUGUGAAAGCUAUGGCUUGGGGUCGCACGGUUAGUGAUGCGGUGAAGAAGUUCCUUCAGUUCCAAAUUACUGUGAACAUCACCGCUGUCAUUCUUACAUUUGUUUCUGCAGUUGCCAGCAGCUCAGAGGAUUCGGUUCUCAGUGCGGUCCAGCUGUUAUGGGUCAACUUGAUCAUGGACACCUUUGCCGCCCUUGCACUUGCAACGGAUCCCCCAUCACCAUAUGUUCUCGACCGCAGACCCGAAUCAAAAUCCUCUCCACUUAUUACCGUUACUAUGUGGAAAAUGAUUACUGGACAGGCGAUCUACCAAUUGGUGGUGACCUUCGUAUUGAACUUUGCCGGUCGAUCCAUAUUUUCCUGGGAUGAAGGAAUCAACCAAACUGUGGUUUUCAACACUUUUGUAUUUAUGCAAAUUUUCAACCAGUAUAACUCUCGCCGCAUCGACAACAAAUUCAACAUCAUGGAAGGGGUUUGGCGAAACAAGUGGUUCAUUGGAAUCCAAAUCAUCAUCAUUGGAGGUCAGGUAUUGAUCAUCUUUAUUGGUGGCCAAGCCUUCUCUGUCAAGCGCCUCGACCAGGGAUCCCAAUGGGCUGUCAGCUUGGUUCUUGGAGCUCUUUCAUUGCCCAUCGCCGUGGUCAUCCGUCUUAUCCCCGACUCCUUCGCUAGCAAACUUGUCCCGCACUUCUGGCAUCGCAAGAAGGCUAGCCCUGAGCUUGUUGUCUCUGACGAGGACCGUCGCUACGAGUGGAACCCAGCCUUGGAGGAGAUCCGCGACCAGCUUGCCUUUAUCAAGACUGUUCGCGGUGGUCGCUUGAGACACAUCCGUCACAAGCUCCAGCAUCCCCAGGAAUUCCUUCCUCGAUCCCGGAGUGGAUCUCGGUCCCGAGAAUCUUCGGUUCCACCUACGCCAAAUGCCGAUGACAACGGAAGCCCGCCGCCUCAGCCUGCGACCCCGGAGUCUCGCUCCCGACGCAAUACCCGCUCCCGAUCCAACUCCACAUUCGGACCCGCCGCUGCCAUGGCUGGCAUUGUGGCCGGCAGUAUCGCUGGAUGGUCGCCAAUUGAGCGGAGCCACGAUGAUGCGGACUCCAUGACGUUCCCGACUAUCGGCUCUCACCGUGGAUUAGAAAACCAGCGCGGCAUUGAAGUCCAUCCCGACACGACAGCUGAAGAUCGCAUCUUUGCUGAAUACUCUGCCAAUUCCAAGACACCACCCAGUCAGAAUCCAGAUCUAACCCCUUUCUUUGAACAUGCUCCUACCACGGAACGAGCACCCUCCAGCCGAGGCCGCCGAUCUCUUUCUCAGCGCUCCCGAUCGAGUCUGAGCCCAUCUCAGGUAUAA